GAAGCAGCGGACUGUGUCAAUCUGCCGCGCAGGUUUAUCUGUGGGCGCAGGCUAUUAGGAGGAGGCCGGAAGUGCAGUCACUGAGAGCUGAAAGCACAGACCACCUUAACAUCAUAACAACAAAUCCACCAGCGAAGAAUGUGUGCCCUUUGUAAGAACCUGCCACACAGUGAUCUUCUGAAGCUGCCAGGCUGAGAAUACAAUUGGGAGUCAUUCAAAGCUCUGUUUCUUCAGAGGAAAGAUUCUGUACUGGUCGGCAAAGAUCAACAAAUUCUUUCUAAAUGUUGGGUAACCAGAAAUGUAUAGAAAAGUAAGCAGAAUUUGCCUUGCUUCUGAACCCAACAUAACUCAUUUUCUACAAGUGUCUUGGGAGAAAGCACUAGGAUCUGGUUUUGUUAUUAUGCUCACUGAUGGUCAUUCAGCAUGGACUGGGACAGUUUCUGAAUCAGAGAUUUCCCAAGAAGCUGAUGACAUUGCCAUGGAGAAAGAAAAAUAUGUUGAUGAACUGAGAAAAGCCUUGGUGUCAGGAGCAGGAGCCGCAGACAUGUACAAGUUUAUCUUUUCUAAAGAGUCCGGUCAUUUCUCCUUUGACAAAGAACUGAAAGAUGUUUCAUUCAGACUUGGUUCUGUCACCCUCGACAAAGUUGCAAACACAGCUGAAGUCAUUAGAGAACUUAUUGGCUACUGCCUGGACACCAUUUCAGAAAACGAAGCCAAAAAUGAGCACCUGCUGAAAGAAAAUGAAAGGCUUCUGAGAGAUUGGAGCGAUGUUCAAGGACGAUUUGAAAAAUGUGUGAGUUCCAAAGAAGCCUUGGAAACUGAUCUUUAUAAACGAUUUAUUUUGGUAUUGAAUGAGAAAAAAGCAAAGAUCAGAAGCUUACAUAAGUUGCUAAGUGAAGUUCAAGAACUGGAAAAGAAUGCUGAAUGUGGAAGGGAAAGUGCAAUGUGUUCUGAAAUAACUGCUGACCAAGAUGCAGUCUAUGAUGAAAGUACUGAUGAAGAAAGUGAAGCCUCAGUGUUGGCUCCAGCUACACAUUGUAAGGACGAUUCCAUUUUUUCAAGUCCCGAUGUCACCGAUAUUGCACCAAGCAGGAAGAGGAGACAUUUAACACAGAAAAAUCUUGGGAUAGAACCAAAGAUGGUUCCACAAGAGCACCAGCUUCAGGAAAAGGGAAACACUCAAGCAGAGGAAAGUAGACUGUGCAAGUUCAAGACCAACCUUUCUACACGACUUGACCCUGCACUACCUGAGACCUUGAAAAAGGAGCAGACAUCAACUGAAAACAUGUCUUUAGAAACCCUGAGAAAUACCGGUCCAGAGGAUCUCUUUGAUGAAAUAUAAGUCCCCAAAUCUACUUUCAUAUCCACUGAACUAUGCUUUCUAUUCAUUUUAAGAUGAAAAUGCCCACUUUCAACUCUACAGCAACAAUUACUGUGCCUUCCAAAUUAAUUACUUAUACAAAAAAGCUUCCACGUGAGCAUGAAAAUCUGAUUGGAUGGCAGUGGUACACUUCUAAUCUGUGUCUUCACCUUGUUUAUAAUUACAUAGAAAUCUGAUUUUCCAUGCAAAGACACACUUAUCAUAUCCAUUUUAACAGAUUCAUUAUAGUAUCUCUCGAAUGUCCUGUCCAGGAAAAUUUUGGAAAUAAGGCAAAAAAAUCUUUUUAAGAUGUCUCUAGUUCAUUGUGAAUUCUCAGAUGAUGAACAAUAUAAUUGAACAUUUUAAUUUGUGACAUAAAGUAUAUCUUUAGGUUCUGUGGAAACAACCUGAAGGUCUGAGACAUAAAAAUUUU
This is a messenger RNA of Nannospalax galili (Upper Galilee mountains blind mole rat), 1793 nucleotides long. RefSeq names its product X-ray repair cross complementing 4 (gene Xrcc4). Gene Ontology annotation, cellular component: nucleus; DNA-dependent protein kinase-DNA ligase 4 complex; DNA ligase IV complex. Gene Ontology annotation, biological process: response to X-ray; double-strand break repair via nonhomologous end joining; immunoglobulin V(D)J recombination. The transcript is spliced from 11 exons. Lineage: Eukaryota; Metazoa; Chordata; Mammalia; Rodentia; Spalacidae. The record is from RefSeq and is a predicted model, not a curated record. Gene Ontology annotation, molecular function: DNA binding. The coding region runs from base 299 to 1342 and encodes 347 amino acids.